AUACGGCCCCUUGACCGACAUCAAGGACCCUGUAUAAAAGCUUCCUAGAGGAAAUGAGGCUUCUUAGCAGAGCUUAAUUUUAGACACGCCCGCCAAUUAGUUACCAAGUAGUCCCCAAAGGAUCAAUCUCGUGGUGAUCUGACGAUGAAGGUAGUGCUCAAAGUGGCGAUCACCUGCAAGAAGUGCAAAACCUGCGUCCUGGGGAUCUCAUCAAAAAUUAAAGGGAUCAAGUCGCUGACAUACGACGACGAGAAGAGCACUCUGACGGUUGUGGGCGAGGUGGACGUGGUGGAGAUCGUUGCGGCGCUGCGCAAGGCAAAGCACCCGGCAGAGGUGGUGUCGGUGACCGACGAGAAGAAGGAGGCCGAAGAGAAGAAGAAGAAGGAGGAAGAAGAGAAGAAGAAAAAGGAGGAAGCAGCCAAGAAGAAGUGCUGCUGUCCCAUGCCGUGCUCGAUGUGCCCCAAGCCGUGCCCUCCACCGUCGUGCCCCCUGCCAUGCCCCCCGCCGCACAUGAAGCCGUGCCAGCCAUGCUACAUCCCCAUCGAGGACGAGUACCCCGGCCCCUGCACCAUCGUCUGAGAGAGCGACGCCAUGACCACACAUACCAAUUUGUUGCUGAUGAGAAAAAGUCACAUCCUCUCUAUUGCUUUGUAAUAAGCAUCCUUUGCUCCAAGAAAAAAAAAUCCAAUGGAAUGCCAGAUUAAGAUGCCAAUGUGACUGAAAAAACAAGAUUAAGAUGCCAAUGCAA
This is a messenger RNA of Panicum virgatum (switchgrass), 748 nucleotides long. RefSeq names its product late cornified envelope-like proline-rich protein 1. The coding region runs from base 145 to 579 and encodes 144 amino acids. Lineage: Eukaryota; Viridiplantae; Streptophyta; Magnoliopsida; Poales; Poaceae. Gene Ontology annotation, molecular function: metal ion binding. The transcript is spliced from 3 exons. The record is from RefSeq and is a predicted model, not a curated record.